UAUGGUUUCGUAAAGAGCUAAUGCGUUAUUAGUUUCCUUGUCCAAAACAUAACAUACCUUAAAUACUUUUUGGUCGGAAAUCGGAAAUCGAGAAAAAGCAAAGACGAACCCUUUUUAUGUCUGACUUGUUUAUUUAAGUUUAAGUUGCUUUCUGUGUGUGUUGUUAAGCUUAAAAGUGUAAUCAGCGUGCGUAAAAUUGACAUUAUUAUAAAUAAUACAAUAAAUAAUGGAUGAUGACGCCAGUUCCGAUUUACAGAAGUGUUUAUCAGACGGCCAUAUGGAUACAGAUGAAGGGCCGCUAAUUAAUGAAAAUUCGAAUGGUUUGUCACAAUUAUUGACCGACGGGGAAUUUAGUGUUGACGCUGUGGUUGUUGACGAGUCGUCUGCGUCGAAUCAAGCUUUUCUUAACGCGGUCGAACUGUCGGGCAGCGUUGGUGAUUAUUUAGACAAUAACACGGUCGGCUUUAACACCGACUCGUUCGAUGUCGGCGACAAUGCUGUCAACUUCCCCAGCGAUUCUUUGAAUAACGUGCUGUCCGAUGGAGACACCCGCUUUAACGAUGCCUUCAAAACUACCUCUGAUAUAGAUUUAGAUUUCUCAGAGACCCAAAAAUCUGAAAUAGAGGCUGCAAGUGAGCCAGACUUUAAUAAUGUGAUAGAAAAUGAUUUAGUGUCUGCGUCAUCUGAAGAUGUUGUGAAACAUAAUGAUAUCACUAUGGAAACACAAGAUAAUGAUCAAAUGACAAAUGAUAUACCCAAGGAAACCAAUUUGUCUGAAGUUGAAAAUGGCCAGCUAUUAAAAAAAAAGGAUUCUGAAGAUGAAAUGCUAUUUAGUAACAAUGGAAAAUCUAAUGCAAUUGAAAAUAAAAAAACAUGCAAUGAAGUUCAAGACAGUGAUAGUGCUGCUACGAAAAUUGAAUCAGACAAUGUAAGUGAAGAAAAACUACAAGAAUCUAAAAUUAUCGAAAAUGAAGAAAAUAAAAAGGUGGGUGGUGCCGAAGAAACAGAAGUUGUGUCUGAAGAUGAGCUCCCAACAGUUCAGAAACCGAGUGUAAAAGAUGCUGAAAAUGUCUCGGAUGAUGAACUACCAGGACCUAAACCUGCCGAACUACCCGCCGAUACUGAGGUUGUAUCUGAGGAUGAAUUGCCGGCGUCAAAGAAAGACACAAAAGAAUCUCGAAAACGAAAAACCGGGGAAGAAAGAGAUGGUUAUGAUCCUGGUUCUCCAACAUCUGAGGGUGAAUCGUCUGGGAAAAAGCAGGCAAUAGCUAAGAAUGGUGAAAGCAAACCUGUGCCUUCUGAAAAAAGAUCAUCUGUGGAUGAAAAACCAAAAAAGAAAACUCUUCCAGAACUUGACAAAUACUGGAAAGUUGUUAAUGAUGACCCUACAGACUUUACAGGGUGGACUUAUUUAUUACAAUAUGUUGAUCAAGAAAGCGACGUGGAGGCCGCGCGGGAGGCGUACGACGCGUUCCUGUCGCACUACCCGUACUGCUACGGCUACUGGCGCAAGUACGCCGACUAUGAAAAGCGUAAAGGAAGUAAAAAGAAAUGCCUCGAGGUGUUGGAAAGGGGACUUAAAGCUAUUCCCCUAUCCGUGGACCUUUGGAUCCAUUAUCUCAAUCACGUUAAGUCGACGAGGACCGAAGACCACGUCUACAUUCGGUCGCAGUACGAGCGGGCGAUAGAGGCUUGCGGCUUGGAGUUCCGCUCGGAUCGCCUUUGGGAGUCUUACAUCAAGUGGGAAGCGGAGAACGGAUCAGCUCUACAAGUCACCAACAUCUAUGAUCGCCUCUUGGCUACGCCCACACUCGGUUACACUUCACAUUUCGACAAUUUCCAGGAGCACGUGAUGUCGGAGCCGGUGUCGGGCGUGGUGUCGGCCGCGGAGCUGGUGCGCCUGCGCGGGGAGGUGCGCGACGCCGCGCCCGCGCCGCCGCCGCCCGACCUGCCGCCCGGCGAGGACGAGCCGCUCGACCACGUCGCUUCAGAGGAAGAGGCGCAGGCAAUAAAGGAACGUAUCAUCGCAACUCGGCGGAAAGUGCACAAAGCCACCGGUGAGGAGGUUGCCGCCAGGUGGACCUUCGAAGAGGGGAUCAAGCGUCCCUACUUCCAUGUCAAACCUUUGGAGAGGUGUCAGUUGAAAAAUUGGAAAGCGUACCUCGAAUGGGAGAAGCAAAACGGUUCAUUCAAGAGGGCCUUGGUACUACACGAACGAUGUUUAAUCGCCUGUGCCCUUUAUGAAGAGUUUUGGAUGCGGCUGAUCAAGUUCCUGGAGGAGCGCGCGGCGACGCAGCCCGAGCUGGUGGCGCUGCAGCGCGAGGCGCUGGAGCGCGCCUGCACCGUGCACCACCUGGGCAAGCCCGAGCUGCACAUGCUCUGGGCGCAGUUCGAGGAGGCGCACGGCAACGCGGCGCGCGCCGCCGACAUCCUCGAGCGCUUCGAGAAGUCCUGCCCCACGCUCGUGCAGAUCCACUACAGACGAAUAAAUCUAGAACGUCGUCGCGGUGACUAUGACAAGUGUAUCCAGUUGUAUGAGGGUUACAUAUCUUCUGCCAAAUUCAAACCAGUGGCGUCGGCUAUGGCAAUUAAAUACGCGCGUUUCCUAUUUCACGUAAAGCAGGAUAAGGCCGCCGCCCGGAAGGUUCUCGACGAAGCUAUAAUAAAAGAACCUCUAAAUGCCAGAUUGCAUAUGCAACGGUUGGACUUAGCUCUACACACGCCUGGUACACCUUAUGAAGAACUCGAAGAGCUGGUGAUGAGCUACGAGAAGCAGGAGGGCGCGGAGGCGGAGACGGUGGCGGCGCUGGCGGCGCGGCGGCGCGAGCUGGCGGAGGAGCUCGGGCCCGCCGCCGCCGCGCGCGCCGCCGCCGCGCAGCUCCGCGCCGCGCACAAGCUGCUGCGCAAGCGCGCGCGCGCCGGCAAGCACGACGCGCCCGCGCACCACGCAGCUACGACGGACGCGAAGAAGAAGGAGUGCGCGGCGAGCGCGGUGAGCGCCACCGCCGUGACGUGCAGCGCCUCCUCGUACUACCAGACGCCGGCCGCCACGGCGCAGUCCUACGACCAGUCGUACGCGCAGCCCUACACGCCGCCCUGGGGCUACCAGCAGCCGCCCUACCAGCAUCAUGCGCACCCUUGGCCGCAGUACCCCAACUACUACUAACGACGUGUCCGCUCUAUCCGUACAAUCGAGUGUACUCUCUUGACGCCACCGUAUUUUGUAUCUUUAUCGAUGACGUGAGCAAUAUGAAAUUACUUCUAUUGUAAAAAAAAAAUAUAAUAAUAUUAGAAUGUUACAAAUGAAAAUUCCUCAUUAUGUUCACCUGUUCUAAAAAUAAGUUCGAAUUCUGGAGGUUCCAGGUGGGACUUGUGGUGAUUUUGUUUAUCAUUUGAAACAUGUUCUUUCUAUUCGACUAUAUUUUCAGUUUAAAACUUUGUAUAGUUAUCUUAUUUACUUGCAUUAUUGGUAUGUCGUAUAUUCUGUAGGUAAUACAAUCACUGUGUGGUUGGCAUAUUUUAAUGUAAAAUAUAAAAUUUUGACACUAAUUUUCUAAUUACAAAACUUUUUUUUUUUUUUAAAUAUAUAUAAUGGGUAUAUAAUGUUUUUCCGUAAUAUACUUUUUUAUUUGCCAAUUACCUGAUUAUUUUAAAAUAAUCUAUGUGUCACGUGUUUGUUUAGAUUCCAAAUAAAACAAAUGAAAUUA
Molecule: messenger RNA, 3707 nt
Organism: Melitaea cinxia (Glanville fritillary)
Lineage: Eukaryota; Metazoa; Arthropoda; Insecta; Lepidoptera; Nymphalidae
Gene: Prp39
Product: pre-mRNA-processing factor 39
Exons: 16
Coding region: 227-3166 (979 amino acids)
Biological process (GO): mRNA 5'-splice site recognition; RNA processing
Cellular component (GO): U1 snRNP; U2-type prespliceosome; commitment complex
Molecular function (GO): protein binding
Source: RefSeq, a predicted model, not a curated record